CCCCCGCAGCUGGAAGCACAAGACUACACACAUUACAGAAGAAGAAGAAGAAGAAGAAGAAGAAGACGAAGACGAAGAAGACGAGGAGGAGGAGGAGGUAGGGGGCGGACGCAGAAGACCGAACAUGUAUCGAGCAGCAGCUUCGAGGCUUAGGGCUCUGAAGGGCCAUGCUUGCAACAAGCAGUUGGUGAGAUCUGCCAGUGCCAGCACUGUUGCGACAAAAUCCUCAUCUUCAGGGGGCAUCUUGAGCUGGCUGACUGGUGGGAGCUCCAGUACUUCGGCUCCCCUUGAAUAUCCACUUUCAGGUGUUGACCUUCCACCACCAUUGCCAGAUCAUGUUGAACCGGGUAAAACCAAGAUUUCAACUCUCCCAAAUGGCGUCAAAAUAGCCUCUGAAACAUCCACAAAUCCUGCUGCUUCAAUAGGUUUAUAUGUUGAUUGUGGCUCAAUUUACGAGACCCCAAUCUCUUCUGGAGUCACACAUCUCUUAGAACGAAUGGCCUUUAAGACCACAAAGAACCGUAGCCAUUUACGCGUCAUCCGGGAAGUGGAGGCAAUUGGUGGCAAUGUGCAAGCUUCAGCUUCUAGAGAGCAGAUGGGAUAUACCUAUGAUGCCCUGAAGACUUAUGUUCCUGAAAUGGUUGAAUUGCUUAUUGAUUCUGUGAGGAACCCUGCAUUCCUUGAUUGGGAGGUCAAUGAACAGCUUCAAAAGAUCAAGGCAGAGAUAGCUGAAAUCUCAAAUAAUCCACAUGGCUUGGUUAUAGAAGCACUUCAUUCCGCUGGUUAUUCCGGUGCAUUGGCCAAUCCUCUUUUAGCCCCAGAGUCUGCCAUAAACAGAUUGAACAGUGCAAUUUUAGAGGAAUUUGUUGCCGAACAUUAUACUGCUCCUAGAAUGGUGCUUGCGGCUUCAGGGGUAGAACAUGAGGAACUAUUGUCAAUUGCCGAACCACUAUUAUCUGAUUUGCCAGGUGUACCCCGUCUCGAGGAGCCGAAAUCUGUGUAUACAGGAGGUGAUUAUCGUUGUCAAGGUGAAUCAGGGAGAACCCACUUUGCUGUUGCAUUUGAACUACCUGGCGGAUGGCAUAAGGAGAAGGAAGCAAUGACUUUGACUGUUCUUCAGAUGCUUUUGGGGGGUGGUGGAUCCUUCUCUGCGGGUGGUCCUGGGAAGGGAAUGUAUUCGCGGUUAUAUCUUCGUGUUUUAAACGAGUAUCCCCAAGUUCAGUCCUUUUCAGCUUUCAGCAACAUCUACAAUAACAGUGGCAUUUUUGGCAUUCAAGCAACUACCGGUUCUGAUUUUGCAGCCCAAGCCAUUGAUAUUGCGGCGAGGGAGCUUAUAGCAGUGGCAACACCAGGAGAAGUUGAUCAGGUGCAGCUGGAUCGUGCCAAACAGUCAACGAGGGCAGCCAUUUUGAUGAACUUAGAGUCCAGAAUGGUUGCGUCAGAAGAUAUAGCCAGACAAAUUUUGACGUAUGGUGAGAGGAAACCUGUAGAGCAUUUCCUAAAGGCUGUUGAUGAAGUAACACCAAAGGAUAUUGCUUCCACUGCCCAAAAACUCUUAAAAUCCCCCUUAACAAUGGCAUCAUAUGGGGACGUUAUUUAUCUUCCAACUUACGAUUCGAUCAGCAGCAAGUUCCAUGCGAAAUGAGGAUCGACUGUGCGGGCUCGUGACGUGAUCUUGUCGUUAUAGUUUAUCCUUCUUUAACAGUGCAUAUCUUCGAGCUCUCUUUGCCACAUUUCUGGUGAAAAAUAAGGGAGGACUCUGAUUCUUUGUUGAACAAUAAUCAGUGAAACAGGGAAGCAGCAGUUCAUGCGGGAGAUUUUUGUUGGAGGCCUAGAUUGCCUUAUGCUGUCAAGUCUUCUGGUUUACUUAUUAUUUUUCUUAAUGCUCAUCUGAUGUAAUUUGGUA
Messenger RNA from Syzygium oleosum, 1906 nucleotides. Its product is annotated as mitochondrial-processing peptidase subunit alpha-like. Gene Ontology annotation, cellular component: mitochondrion. The transcript has 13 exons. Gene Ontology annotation, biological process: proteolysis. Gene Ontology annotation, molecular function: metalloendopeptidase activity; metal ion binding. The record is from RefSeq and is a predicted model, not a curated record. NCBI's taxonomy places the organism in Eukaryota, Viridiplantae, Streptophyta, Magnoliopsida, Myrtales, Myrtaceae. Bases 125 to 1645 code for a protein of 506 amino acids.